This is a messenger RNA of Andrographis paniculata, 1931 nucleotides long. RefSeq names its product probable protein phosphatase 2C 15. The transcript has 7 exons. Bases 389 to 1678 code for a protein of 429 amino acids. Gene Ontology annotation, biological process: protein dephosphorylation. NCBI's taxonomy places the organism in Eukaryota, Viridiplantae, Streptophyta, Magnoliopsida, Lamiales, Acanthaceae. The record is from RefSeq and is a predicted model, not a curated record. Gene Ontology annotation, molecular function: protein serine/threonine phosphatase activity.
CUGGUUUCUUUUCUUGCAAGUCGCCAUCAGAUCUGCAAUUUGGAGGGAGGAAGGGAGUGAUGGCAAACGCAAAUCCACAAUACACCGAAUCCGUGUCACAAAUUUUCGAGAGGUAAUCAAAUCAAAUCAAUCCCAUAUUCCAAUUCCCUAUUUUUCCUGUCCGAAUCUUAUCUCUUCCUCUCGAAACCCUCUUCUCCAUUCGUCGUCUUCAUCUUCUUACAAUUUGUUUUUUAGGGUUAGAACCCUUUGAACAACCUUGUGGGUGUUUCUGUUCUUGAAACUCUUCUGGGGAUUUGUCUGAAAUUACUAAAUCUUGUGUGGAUUUGUAAUAAAACAUGAGUGAGUGAGAGAGAGAGAUCAGAGGAGUUAAAAAAUCUUAGCCAUAGAAAUGGGGUCGAGGGAGGAGAGGCAUAUGAACAAUCCAAACCUUGUCCCCUUGGCAGCAUUGAUAAGUCAGGAAAUGAAAAAUGAGAAAAUGGAAAAACCGACAGUUAGAUUCGGGUCUGCAGCACAGUCGAGGAAAGGCGAAGAUUACUUUCUAACGAAAACUGAUUGCCACAGAGUUCCUGGAAAUCCAUCCACAUCAUUCUCUGUUUUCGGGAUAUUCGACGGCCACAACGGCAAUGCCGCAGCCAUCUUCUCACGUGAUCAUUUGCUGAACUAUGUCUUGGGCGCCAUUCCUCGCGGCCUCGCCCGCGAGGAAUGGGUCCAAGCAUUGCCCCGAGCUCUCGUAGCCGGCUUCGUAAAAACAGACAAAGAAUUUCAGAGCAAAGGGAAGACAUCAGGGACAACGGCAACAUUCGUGAUCGUUGAAGGAUGGACGGUCACCGUCGCGUGCGUCGGAGAUUCGCGGUGCGUGCUCGACUCGCAGGGCGCCAGCGUCUCCGAUUUGACCGUCGAUCAUAGGCUCGAAGAGAAUGCCGAGGAACGAGAACGUGUAACGGCUAGCGGAGGUGAAGUCGGGAGGCUUAGCAUUUUUGGCGGGACUGAGGUUGGUCCUCUAAGGUGUUGGCCGGGUGGUUUGUGUCUGUCCCGAUCCAUUGGGGACAAUGAUGUCGGAGAAUUCAUCGUUCCAGUACCAUACGUCAAGCAAGUGAAGCUAUCGAAUGCCGGUGGGAGGUUAAUAAUUGCAUCGGACGGAAUAUGGGAUGCGUUGUCGUCGGAACUCGCUGCGAAAUCGUGCCGUGGAUUGCCAGCCGAGCUUGCCGCAAAGCUAGUAGUCAAGGAAGCGCUGAGAACGCGGGGACUGAAGGACGACACAACAUGCGUCGUCGUGGACAUAAUCCCUCCAAACAACACCGAAUCGCUGGGUUCGCCUCCGCCAAAGAAAUACAGCAAACUCCAAACGUUGCUGUUUCGGAAGAAAUGCCCCUGCAAAUCUGGUGCCGGGAAAUUGACGAAGAAGCUGUCUGCCGUGGGGAUCGUGGAGGAAUUGUUCGAGGAAGGAUCGGCAAUGCUUGCUGAAAGGCUGGGGAAAGGGAAAGACGAAUGGAGCGGCGUAUUCAUAUGCGCCGUAUGCCAGGCUGAUCUAGCGCCGAAUGAAGGGAUAUCGGUCCAUGCGGGUUCGAUAUUUUCGAUGAGCUCGAAGCCAUGGGAGGGCCCUUUUCUCUGUGGCGAUUGUCGGAACAAGAAGGACGCCAUGGAAGGGAAGCGUCCGAGCCGAGUUAAAGUGCCUUAAGACAAAGGCUAUAAUAUGAAACCACUCUGUUGUUGCUUUCAUUACAGAUAUAUAUAUAUAUAUAUAUACAUAUGAAUGUAUAAAAUGUAUGGUUUGUGCCAUGAUUUGAUGAUGAGACGAGAGUGCAAUGUUAGGGAGUGAUUGAUUCUUUGAUGUAAACACUGCAUUGUUUAUAGUUCUUUGUUAAAUCUCCAACUAAAGGUAGAUAGAUAUUAACAUGAUCAUACGAAAUGAUUAAUUAUUUGAUUUAUUU